AUGAAGGAGUCUAUGGAGGGAGCCUGGACUGCAACACAAGUGCGAGCAAUGGCAGCCACGGGUCUCGCAUCUUCUCAUCUGCAGCCAUUUGUCCGACUUCUUUACAAUGAUCCGAGGCGAGUGAGUGGAGACAGAAGGAGGUCACGAACCAUUUUAGUGGAAAGUCGAGAUACAGACGACGUGGUCUGCCGCCGACAACGUGAACGGAACGGGAAGUACACUGUGGUUUGGAAGGACGUUGGUGAUUGCGAAGCGUUUAAUGUCCAUUCGGUGGUGGACUGGGUCGAAUUGCAGUUGUGGAAUCACUUUGACAAUGGCUUUGACGUUUUCCUGGGUAAAGCUUCAGUAUCAUUGCACCAGCUACACGAGCAAGCUAUGGCGAAUGAGAACAAGUCGCGGGAUGCGUUGAGUACAGGUGCCUUGUGGUUCCCACUUCAAACUUCUGAAACAAACGGACUGGCGUCACGUUUAAGUCUUGAGAUUGAAUGUGUCUUCACUUUAGAUCCCAAAGUCCUUCACAUUCGUGAGGCAAUCAGCAAGAACAGAGAGAAUGCGAGUGCUAAAGCGAGUGACGAGGAUAAUGGCUUGAGUAUUGUCGACCCUGCGUUCGCGUUCACGCAGCCAUUUCUCCCUGUGGACUGGGCGUCGAUAGCAUCUACAAGCGUCAGACAUCUCUUCUUUCAUUCAGAUAUUGAGCGUCUUGCCAAUUUUCGAGAGCUCGUGCUGUACGGUGACCUCGAAAAAGAACUGGACGAAGAUGAAGGUCUACAAAUCCACAACGACCACCUCACAGCGUUCAACUUGUGUCAGUUCUCGGCACAAUAUCUUGACCAUUGUGUGGAGACGUUAUCCCAGCGGCUAGAAGGGUAUAGCGAUGACUAUCGUGCCCUGGUCGAUACCAAAGCACGAUUGACGAGGAAAAACAAAGCAUUGAAAGCUCAGCGAAAACGCUUGCAGAAGGAGCAUGACGACUUGGAUCUUCUAAUCACGACGUACCAGCGUGUCCUGGAGAAGAACGGAGACACAAAAGUACCCAGUGAUCCGCUGAGUCAGCCCAACUCACCUUGUGCUAAGUCUCCACCAGUAAGUCCACCGCUUUCCCCCACAGGAUCAAUCUCGGCAAAGAAACCAGUUUUCCUCAAAACGUGGGAAGAACGGGAGCGCGAACGUCGAAUGGAAAAGGAGAUUUCCAAAGCGCAGCGUAUCGAGGAAGAGAAGCAACGAAUCAUCCAGCGCGUCUUGGAACGACAACAACGAGAGGAAUACGACGCUCUCUUCUCGAAAUUCACGGAGAAUCGGAAGCAGCGUGCAGCACAACGGAUCCAAGCGUUCUUCCGCGAUAUCAGAAGUGCCCUUGAUGCUCGACAACAGGCAGCGGAGAAUCGUGGGGCAACGUGUAUUCAGGCUGCGUGGAAGCGGUUUGUACACUUGAAGGAGUAUCCACGUCGGCUUGAAGCUCGGAAACAGGAGGUCGAAAUGCUGCUGAUGGUACAGAGCGAGCGGGAGAUGCGACAGUGGAUGGAUGACAUGGAGAAGAAACGUGAAGAAGAUGCAGCACGUGCCAUGUCGCCUCCGGAGUCCAUUAAAAGCAACGAGGCAGAUGAUGACCUCUCACCAUCCGCAUCGCCUUCGAAGCAGGUCGUCGAUGCACUUGUAGCCACUUGGCGUAAACUCCAUCGCGUGUUUGUACUGGCGCAUCAAUCCAAGGGUAUCGACUACCAAGCACUCUUUGAUGAGAUCGAUCUCCAGAAAGACGAUGUAAUCGAUCGCGCUGAGUUGAGACUUGGUGCUCGAAGCUUCGGGGUGCGACUUGACCGUAAAAUCACCCGAGCACUAAUCACGUUAAUCCGGACAAAAUGCGGGGUACCAUCAAAGCCUCUUCUCAUGACGUUCGACCAGUUCAUGACAGGGUUCGAGUUGAUGACUCAGAUUGAGGCGUCGCCUGGUAAUCUCUACACUUCGAACCUUGAGCACUCCGUUGCUGACAACAUCGAAGAAAUCAAGCUGAACGACGUAGCUGAGGGGAAUCCAAUCAACGACGCGAGCCAAGACAAAGAAGAAGACUUGGUCAUGGCUGUUCGGGCGUUUAGAGCAGCAGUUUACGAUUCAGCAACAAGAUUCUUGGCAGCGCAGGGUAAGCCUCCAACCGACUACAAGGCAUUCCGAGAUGCUCUGGCGCACGUAUUCUCUCGAUUCGACGCGGAUAGGAAUGGACAACUUGACGUGGACGAGCUAGUAGCGUGCAUGUCAUCCUUCAAUCUUCAACUCAGCAACGAGAAGAUCUCAUUGUUGCGCGAAUUGUUUGUUGGGGAUCGUGACAGUGAUAAAGUGGGAGUCGCCGAGUUCAUUUCCUUUGUGUUAGCACACUCGUCGUCAUCUGACGAAGACGAACUUGGUCUUCUGGGACAUCGAAUUCGAGAAACGAUCAUGAUCCGCGUUCGAGAAGCUCAAGCUCAGACUGAAAGUGUCGAAGCAGCUGUCCGUCUUGUAUUUGGAGCAGCGUACAAGCGUCAGGAUCAGCAGAAAAGCUCAAUUCGUGACUUCAUGCGUGCUAUGAACCGACUGCGCCUUGGUGUCACACCUGCUCAGCUUGCUCGCCUAGUUGUUCGACUGGAUCGUGACGGGGAUCGGUCGAUAUCAUUCGACGAACUGCUCAUUUGGCUGAGAAUACGCUCUAAACCAACUCUUGAUGACGACAUACUGGCCUACUCCGAGCGGUCAACGGGUCUCCAGUUAGCGAUAGAAAAGGCUAAGGAAGUUCGAGUUCUACUGGACAAGCUCGCUUCUCUUGCAUCACCGACGGCCGAGAGCAAGACGUCCAACUUGACGGCUUUGUUCUACCAGAUCGACCGCAAUAAUAGCGGCAAAAUCAACCAAGAGGAGCUGCAAAUGUUCCUCCGUAGUCAAGACCUCUUGUCUAUCGUCGGAGAGGAGGUUCUGACCCAAUUGUGUGGUCUUCCAACCAUGCCACAGCAUCCUGCUGCUGUUGUUGCGCAAGAGAUGAUGAUUCUUCUGGACUUGAACGCCAAUGGUGUCACGACGCUGAAAGAAUGGCUGACAUUUGCCCAGCAUGACAUCGCCCAAGGUGUCGAUGACCCCGUGGUGAUCGAUGCUAUGCGUAAGACCCUACGGGAAUCGGAAAACAAUGACCCGGAGCGCCUGGUACUCUGGUUCAGUGAAUUACCUGGCGCUCUUCAAGCUGCUACCACUCGCCAAGGAGAACCAGCCCAGAUGAAAAUACGCGUGGCUGAGUUUAAGACCGCGAUGCGUGCGAAGUUGGGCGGUGCGCGUUCAAUCUCCCUGCAGACGCUUGAUCGGGUCGUGGGGAGUCUUGACAAAGACAGCAGCGGGUGGGUCACGACCAGCGAAUUGUGCGCGUGGGCAUUUCCGUCUCGAGAUCUUGAAGAGCUUCUUCGUCUUGUAAUCAAAUGCUGGCAAGGUGAACACCAGCAGUCCAGUAGGAGAGACUUGGCUACCAACUUGUUCGCGCGCUUUGAUGUGGAUGGCAAUGGAACUCUAGCGGUGCGUGAGUUACGUCAAGGGUUUGAGACGUUCGGAUUGGUCUUAUCCGAAUACGAGACGCAGGUUUUGCUGAUUGCCUUCGACUUGGAUGGAGAUGGCUGCUGGGGCAAAUCGGACUUCCUCACGUUCGUCAACAAACUGUUGCCUAUAGAAUCAGCCGACGAUCCAGCUCAACACACAGUAGAAACGUCAGAUAGCCCGUCAGCACACGAAUCUCCCCGCAAUGGCGAUAACAUCCCAGCUGAUGGAGCGUACAGAGAAGGCGAUCAGCUGCUCGAACCGGAGUCGUCAAACGGCCUAUCAUCAGCGUAUUCAGACGAGGGAGAAGAUAGUGUGCGCCCCAUUGACUACAGCGAAGACUUUGCUGAAGACUAG
Phytophthora nicotianae INRA-310 is the source of this 3897-nucleotide messenger RNA. RefSeq lists its product as hypothetical. Bases 1 to 3897 code for a protein of 1298 amino acids. The record is from RefSeq and is a predicted model, not a curated record. The transcript has 4 exons. Lineage: Eukaryota; Oomycota; Peronosporomycetes; Peronosporales; Peronosporaceae. Gene Ontology annotation, molecular function: calcium ion binding.